Molecule: messenger RNA, 1632 nt
Organism: Fulmarus glacialis (Northern fulmar)
Lineage: Eukaryota; Metazoa; Chordata; Aves; Procellariiformes; Procellariidae
Gene: MAMDC2
Product: MAM domain containing 2
Exons: 8
Cellular component (GO): membrane
Source: RefSeq, a predicted model, not a curated record
GUAAUAUUUGAAGUUGCUUUCAAUAGCGCCAAGGGAGGUUAUGUUGCCCUUGAUGACAUUUCUUUCUCUCCAGUUUACUGCAGCAAUCAGACAGGGACUCCUUUCAAUCCUGCUGAGGCCGGCUGCAAUUUUGAGGAAGAUCUGUGUAAUUUUUACCAAGAUCACAAAGACGGCCCAGGAUGGAGCAGAGUGAAAGUAAAGCGUAACGUGUAUAGAGCAGGAGAUCACACUACUGGGUUUGGUUAUUACUUGUUGGCAAACACGAAGUUUACAUCAGAACCUGGGUACAUUGGACGUCUGUAUGGCCCGACCCUGCCAGGAAACUUGCAGUUUUGUCUGCGUUUUUAUUAUGCCUUAUAUGGGUUUUUCAAAAUGAGUGGUACUCUUGCUGUUUAUAUCUUUGAGGAGAAUCAUGUCGUUCAAGAGAAAAUCUGGUCCGUCUUGGACACUCCAAAGGGAGUUUGGACUCAAGCUGAAAUCUCCUUCAAAAAGCCUAUGCCUUGCAAGGUUGUCUUUGUCAGCUGGUGUAAAAGCUUCUGGGACUGUGGACUUGUGGCACUGGAUGAUGUAUCAUUGAGCCUGGGAAGCUGCCAGGCUGCUGAUCUAUUCCUGCCCAAUCCUGGAGAGUGUACUUUUGAAAAAGAUGAGUGUGUGUUUACCCAAAAGAAGAGAGGUCGUGGGAGUUGGCACCGGAGGAGGGGUCCAACUCCCACUUCUUACACCGGACCGAAAGGAGACCACACUACUGGGGUAGGAUACUACAUGUAUAUAGAGGCAUCCAACAUGGUCUAUGGACAGAGAGCAUACCUAGUUUCAAGAUCACUAAGAGGAGCCUCUGGAAAACAGUGCUUGACAUUUUUCUAUCACAUGUAUGGAGCUGGGACUGGAUUAUUAAGUGUUUAUCUAAAAAAGGAAGGUGAUGAUGAAGAGAUUCCUUUGUGGAGGAGGACAGGGGAACAAAGCAUCUCAUGGCUAAGGGGACUAAUAGAAUAUGAAAGUGAUAGAAACUACCAGAUUAUUUUUGAGGCGAUCCGCGGUGUGUCAAUGAGAAGUGACACUGCUAUUGAUGAUAUUCUGUUCCAGGCAGGACCCUGCUUAGAAGUGGAAGAAAUUCAAUUCUCAUCGGGCUAUCCUGACAGCUUAAACGAAAUUGAGUAUUAAAUACAGUCUGCUGAAAGGGGAGAAGUGCGUAGAAGAUUUGUAUCUGAGAGACUGCACAAACUGCCUAUUUUAAAAUACGUUUUAAGUAAAUGCUGGACUGGUUUGAAUAUGCACCAAUGUAUAGGAAGAACUCAGAGCACUCAUGUUCCUCGCCUUUGCAAUAAAAUUAUUGACUCAGGGCUUCUUAGACUUUUUUUUUUUAAUAUUUUUUUCUGUUUUGCAUGAGGUAUCAGUUAUUAUAUAAAGGCUUCCCAUUUUGCACAGAUAAUUCAUUUUAAUGCCUUUUUUUUUUUUUAACCUUUCUGCUAUAUAGGUAAAAAGAGGAAAGUAAAGGUACACAAUUAAAAUUCAAUAUUGUGUUAUCUUAAAUCUGCAUUCAGUGAAUGUUUUUUGUUGGGUACAGAUGGAUGUUUGUUAAGGAAAUUAUAAAUAUUUUGAAAUAAUAAAGAAAAUAGUAUUAGCUACUAGUAA